AAAAGCUUGCGUCUAUAAAACCCGGUUGGUCUAUAAGUUAACGAAAUCUCAAAUCUCCUCCUACACUCCUUCGCCGUCUCUCUGGAUCGUGAAGAGCGUUUUACACUUCGAGCUUAAUCCUUAAAUUCUGCGCCGUUCCUCUCUCAAUUUCACUUCUUCACUAGAGUUUUCCCUCACUGGGCUCGCCGCUGGUAGCUGCCGAAGUUAGUCGGUUCCUCUUCGCCACGCUAUUCAAUGGAGAAAGCUUCUUCUCCGGUGCCAAAGUAAAGAACUUUCGUUGGAAGUGAAUUGAUUUUUUUGUGUGUUUCUGAGAGGGAUGCGUGUUGCCUUGGUUUACAAUGGUUCUAUUGGGUGAAGUUGUAAGAGAGUUUGAACAUGAGCAAUGGAGUUGGGGAAGGUGGAAGAGCUCAGAGCAGAGAAAAGAGAAAGCUUUUUCAAGCCAAUGAUUUCGCCUACGCCAUUGCAAGAAUGGCUGUGGCUCAGAUUUGCGAGAGUGUCGAGGUUAAUGUCUAUCAGGAAUCACAGACAACACGCGAGGGCCUUAGGUUUAGCUCUUUUCAAGAAUCUGCUCUUGAUAAGCUAGCCAGUGUAGCGGUUGAGUAUGUCCAGAGCAUUGGGAAGACUGCUCAGCUGUAUGCUAACGUAGCAGGUAGAGUAGAGGGUAAUUCUCUGGAUGUUGUUCAGGCGUUAGAGGAUUUGGGAUCUGGUGUGGGUUUCGCUGGUGUUUCGGACACUGACCGUUGUCUUGCUGAUUCCAGUGUAGUCAAGGAUGUUAUUCGUUAUACAGGAGAAGCGGAGGAGGUGCCGUUUGUUUAUGCUCUCCCUCGUUUCCCAGUUAAUAAAGAGAAAAGACUUGCUCCUAGUUUCUUUGAGGUUGGAGUAGUCCCUCCAGAAGAACACAUCCCCGUUUGGCUUCCUGCAUUUCCCGGAACCAAAUCUUGUCAUCUAUCAGAGGAAGCUAAUGCGGGUGCAAUCGAAGGAGAAGUUGCGAGUAAAGAAAAUGGGCCAUCGUUACCGAGUAUACAACGUUCUUUCAAUGGUGGUGGGUUAGAAGUACUCAAAUCUCCAAAUGAUGUUGGAAAAUCAACAGAAGGAGAGGAAGAAGUGGAAGGUAAUCCAUUUCUUACCGCACCUCUUCGAUUCGCGGAGAAGGAAGUGUCACCUGUGUUUCGUCCUCUGGAGCUUAGCAUCAACCACGUCUCUGAUAAGCAUAUGAGCAACAACCACCGCAUCCCAGUUCUUGAAUCAUCUACUCCAUCAGAUGGUAUCAACAAGGAGAACGGGUUAGCUGAAUCCGAGGAUGGAGAGAAGAAAGAUGGUGCAAGACCACAACAGACUUUGUUACGUUUCAAGAUUGGAACUCUGAAGAGACCUUCGUGUUUGGCUAUAAAGAGGAGCGUCCAGGAACAGGGGUGGUUUCAAGAAGGUGGAGACAAGAGGGAGAAGAAGUUAGGAACCGAAAGGAUUGAUUUGGGAACUGUCGACUCAGAUGUAAAAUAGAUGGAGAAGAAACGAAGAAAUGGACAAGAAGAAGCCAGCAUUAAGGAGCUUCUUUUGAAGUUAUGACCAGACAACAGAUUAGGCUCUUUGGUGCUUUGCUUUGGAGGUUACCUUGAAGAAGAAAGAAGAGAAGUGGAAAAAAAGGUUUUUUGUUUUAGUUCUUUGAUAAAGAGGUUUCUUUCUUUAAAGGCAAAAGAUACAACUGUCGCCGGAAAGCUUUGAAGCACAUAUAUAAUGUAAGAAUGUCAUGUGUUAGUUUCACAAAAAAAAAAGAAUGUACAUGUGUUAACAUGUAAGCUUAUACAUGUAACAAAUUUUGUAUUAUC
Molecule: messenger RNA, 1826 nt
Organism: Brassica oleracea var. oleracea
Lineage: Eukaryota; Viridiplantae; Streptophyta; Magnoliopsida; Brassicales; Brassicaceae
Exons: 3
Coding region: 376-1500 (374 amino acids)
Cellular component (GO): transcription factor TFIID complex
Molecular function (GO): protein heterodimerization activity
Source: RefSeq, a predicted model, not a curated record